This is a messenger RNA of Acomys russatus (golden spiny mouse), 3924 nucleotides long. Its product is annotated as aldehyde oxidase 2. The transcript is spliced from 33 exons. Lineage: Eukaryota; Metazoa; Chordata; Mammalia; Rodentia; Muridae. Gene Ontology annotation, molecular function: oxidoreductase activity; 2 iron, 2 sulfur cluster binding; FAD binding. Bases 1 to 3870 code for a protein of 1289 amino acids. The record is from RefSeq and is a predicted model, not a curated record.
AUGGAGCUCAUGGUGGGACCUGAAGCCAAGGUACGCCUCACAGGAACCAAGUAUGCCUGUGGAACAGGAGGCUGUGGGGCCUGUACCGUGAUGGUGUCCCAGCAUGACCCGGUGUGCAAGAAAACAAGGCACUUCUCUGUCGUGGCAUGCCUGGUGCCCCUGUGCUCCCUGCACGGGGCCGCCGUCACCACCGUGGAAGGUGUCGGGAGCAUCAAGUCCAGGCUUCACCCUGUGCAGGAGAGGAUCGCCAAGAGCCAUGGUACCCAGUGUGGCUUCUGCACUCCUGGGAUGGUGAUGUCCAUGUACGCGCUGCUCCGGAACCAUCCACAGCCCUCAGAGGGGCAGCUCAUGGAAGCGUUGGGAGGUAACCUCUGCCGCUGUACUGGGUAUCGGCCAAUUCUGGAGAGUGGCAAGACCUUCUGCACGAUCUGCACGGAGCUGUUUGCAAAAGAUGAGUUCCAGCCCUUGGACCCGACCCAGGAGCUCAUAUUUCCCCCAGAACUCCUGAGAAUGGCUGAGAACCCAGAAAAACAAACCCUAACCUUUUACGGAAAGAGAAUUACCUGGAUCUCCCCAGGAACCCUCCAAGAUCUCUUGGUGCUGAAAUCCAAGUACCCGGAAGCACCACUCAUCUCAGGCAACACAUCUCUGGGACCAGCCAUGAAAUCUCAAGGACACGCCUACCCAAUUCUCCUCUCUCCUGCUAGAAUUCCUGAUCUAAAGACGGUGACUAAAACUAGCGACGGACUGACCAUCGGCGCGGGCUGCAGCCUGGCUCAGGUGAAAGACAUCUUGGCUGAAAGCAUCUCUGAGCUCCCAGAGGAGAAAACUAAGACCUACCGCGCUCUCCUGAAACACCUUCAGAGCCUGGCUGGGCAGCAGAUCCGGAACAUGGCGUCCCUAGGUGGACAUGUUAUAAGCAGGCAUUGCUACUCAGACCUGAAUCCUAUUCUCUCUGUGGGCAAUGCCACCCUCAAUCUGCUGUCAGAAGAAGGCCUGCGGCAGAUUCCCCUCAAUGGACAUUUUCUGGCUGGGUUGGUGAGCGCAGACCUGAAACCAGAGGAGAUUUUGGAAUCUGUGUGCAUCCCUCACUCUCAAAAGGGGGAGUUCGUGUCCGCCUUCCGGCAGGCCCAGUGCCAUCAGAACGCUCUGCCUGAUGCGAAUGCUGGCAUGAGAGUCCGCUUCAAAGAAGGCACUGACACCAUUGAGGACCUGAGCAUUGCCUACGGAGGCGUGGGGCCCACCACCCUCAGUGCAGAGGGAUCCUGCCAGCGCCUCCUUGGCAGGCGCUGGAACGCGCUCACGCUGGAUGAGGCGUGCAGGCUGCUCCUGGAUGAAGUCUCCCUCCCCGGCUCAGCCCUGGGGGGCAAAGUGGAAUUCAGGAGGACUCUGGUCGUCAGCUUCUUCUUCAAGUUCUACCUGGAGGUUCUGCAGGAACUGAGGGCGGAAGUAAAGCCUCCUGCUUCAUCCCAGGACAGCCAGCUUCAUCCAGAGGUUGCAGGCCGCUUCCUAAGCGCUCUGGGAGAGUUCCAGGUCACGCUACCCCGGGGAGUCCAAACAUACCAGAGCGUGGAUUCUCACCAGCCUCUCCAAGAUCCAGUUGGACGUCCCAUCAUGCACCUGUCAGGUCUUAAACAUGCCACAGGGGAAGCCGUAUUUUGUGAUGACAUCCCCAGGGUGGAUAAAGAACUUUCCAUGGCUCUGGUGACCAGUACCAGGGCUCAUGCAAAAAUCAUAUCAAUCGAUUCGUCUGAGGCCCUUGACCUACCUGGUGUGGUCGACGUGAUAACAGCUGAAGACAUCCCAGGCACCAACGGUGAUGAGGAUGACAAACUACUGGCCGUAGAUAAGGUGCUCUGUGUGGGCCAGGUCAUCUGUGCUGUGGUUGCGGAGACUGAUAUUCAGGCAAAACGAGCAACUGGAAAGAUAAAAAUCACCUAUGAGGAUCUGACACCUGUGAUUUUCACCAUCGAGGAUGCCAUAAAACACAAUUCGUUCCUGUGCCCUGAAAAAAAGCUUGAACAAGGCAACGUCGAGGAGGCGUUUGAAAACGUGGAUCAGAUAGUUGAAGGAGAGAUCCACGUUGGAGGUCAAGAACAUUUCUACAUGGAGACACAGAGAGUGCUCGUUAUUCCAAAGACAGAAGACAAGGAACUGGACAUGUAUGUGUCCACACAGGAUCCAGCCCACGUGCAGAAAACAGUGUCCUCGACCUUGAAUGUCCCCAUCAGCAGGAUCACCUGCCAUGUGAAACGAGUGGGCGGAGGCUUUGGAGGAAAGGUGGGGAGACCAGCUGUGUUCGGGGCCAUUGCUGCCGUGGGUGCUGUCAAAACCGGCCGUCCCAUUCGUCUCGUUCUGGAUCGAGAAGACGAUAUGUUAAUAACUGGGGGCAGGCACCCGUUAUUUGGAAAAUAUAAAGUAGGAUUCAUGAACAGUGGACGAAUCAAAGCCCUGGACAUCGGAUGCUACAUCAAUGGAGGAUGCACCUUGGAUGACUCGGAGUUGGUGACAGAAUUUCUUGUACUAAAGCUGGAAAACGCAUAUAAAAUCCGCAACCUCAGAUUCCGAGGUCGUGCGUGCAUGACAAAUUUGCCAUCCAAUACAGCCUUCCGUGGCUUUGGCUUCCCACAAGGAGCCCUGGUAACCGAAUCUUGCAUCACAGCUGUGGCAGCCAAAUGUGGGCUUCCGCCAGAAAAGAUUAGGGAGAAAAACAUGUACAAAACAGUUGAUAAAACCAUCUACAAACAAGCAUUCAGCCCCGAACCCCUGAUAAGGUGUUGGAACGAGUGCCUGGACAAGUCUUCCUUUCACACCAGAAGGACACAAGUGGACGAAUUCAACAAGAAGAAUUACUGGAAGAAGCGAGGCAUGGCUCUUAUCCCCAUGAAGUUUUCAGUGGGCUUCGCUGCAACGAGCUACCACCAGGCAGCUGCGCUGGUUCACAUCUACACGGAUGGGUCUGUGUUGGUUGCACACGGGGGCAACGAACUGGGACAAGGUAUUCACACCAAAAUGUUACAGGUGGCCAGCCGUGAGUUAAAAAUACCCCUGUCUCAGAUGCACAUCUGUGAAACCAGCACGGCCACGGUGCCCAAUACAAUUGCUACGGCAGCGUCCAUCGGAGCAGACGUCAACGGCAGAGCUGUGCAGAAUGCCUGUCAGAUCCUUCUCAAACGUCUUGAGCCCAUCAUUAGGAAAAACCCAGAAGGGACAUGGAGAGACUGGAUAGAAGCAGCGUUUGAACAAAGAAUCAGCCUUUCAGCCACUGGAUACUUCAGGGGCUACAAGGCCUUCAUGGACUGGGAGAAGGGGGAGGGGGACCCAUUCCCGUACUAUGUCUAUGGAGCUGCGUGUUCUGAGGUUGAAAUUGACUGCCUGACAGGUGCUCACAAGAAAAUCAGAACAGACAUUGUCAUGGAUGCGUGCUGCAGCCUGAAUCCAGCCAUUGAUAUUGGGCAGAUAGAAGGUGCAUUUAUUCAAGGAGUGGGCCUUUACACCACUGAAGAGCUACACUACUCUCCAGAGGGCGUCCUGUACUCUCGGAGCCCAAAUGAAUACAAAAUCCCAACGGUCACGGAUGUCCCUGAGCAGUUUAACGUGUCCCUGCUGCCACCGUCUCAGACCCCGCUCACCAUCUACUCGUCCAAGGGCCUCGGGGAAUCUGGGAUGUUCCUAGGGUCAUCUGUGUUUUUUGCCAUUGCUGAUGGGGUGGCUGCAGCACGCAGACAGAGAGACGUAGCUGAGGACUUCACAGUGAAGAGCCCAGCGACCCCAGAGCGGGUGCGGAUGGCCUGUGCAGAUCGGUUCACAGACAUGAUCCCAAGAGAUGACCCAAAGACAUUUAAACCGUGGUCUAUACCUAUAGCAUAAUCUGCUAUCAUUUCCUACGAGGUAAGACCAUUAAAUUAAAUGAUAAUUACUCCA